UUUAGUUUUUUCACUGCCAUGGCGGGAUCACUUUUACUUUUAUACGUUUUCCAAGGACUACUUCCCCUGAUCUGCGGGCAGCUGCGCUCGGCUGGGCCCUGGCGGCACCGGGUCCAGUGGCAGAACAACGGGCAGGUUUACAGUCUGAUGAGCACCGGGUCGGAGUACCAGGCUCCGGUUCGCUCCAGGAGCCAGUCGAGGGUGUAUGUGAGCGGCAGGAGGGACGGCACCAGGAGCCAGAUGUCCGGAGCGCACAGAGGAACCAUGCUUGUGAGAACCGGACAGGGUGAGUCCAGGGUGAUCAGGACCGAUCCAGGUGGAGAAGCAGGGUCGUAUGCACUAGGUAGACCCUUUGUGCCGGUGAAUGCUCAUGCAUCAGGGGCCAGGCAGCAGGGAACAGGAGCUGCAGGUUAUCCAGUUGCACGACGACUUGUCCCUGAACACAUCAACAGCAUCAAUGCAUCUGCACCGGGGUCUUCAGCUGAUGUCCCCGGGAGAAGAGGAGGUGUGAGGGUGGACUCUCCCGCAGGAGGAGAACCGGGACCCGGUGCGCCACCUUUACGCACGGUGCCACAGGCUGUCCCUGUCCUCCGGCAGACAGGUCCAUCCAUCCCAGGGUCUCCCACAGCUGUGGAGAGGGAACCUUCAGAGGAUGCUUCCAGCGAGGCGACCACAAACAGAGAGGACAUGGUUAACGACGACCCUCGAAACCCAUUUAAAAACCACAGGAAUUCAGUUUUCUACAACUUGUAUCCCAGCAGAGAGAGACCAGGGGCGCAGCGUCCACCCGACUCAGGAUAUGGAACAAGAUACUUUCAAAAUGGGCUGCCCGACCUUGUGCCGGACCCAUAUGCCAUCCAAGCAGGUGCUUACAUCCAGCGCAUGCAGAUGUACGCGCUCCGCUGUGCAGCUGAGGAGAACUGUCUGGCCAGGUCGGCUUAUGGACCCGGCGUGCGAGACAUCGACUUCAGAGUCCUCCUGAGGUUCCCCCAGAAGGUGAAGAAUCAAGGCACCUCGGACUUCCUGCCCGUCAAGCCGAGAUAUCAGUGGGACUGGCACAGCUGUCACCAGCACUACCACAGCAUGGACGCCUUCAGUAACUACGACCUGUUGGACGCCAUCACUGGACGUAAAGUGGCCGAGGGACACAAGGCCAGUUUCUGCCUCGAGGACACCGGCUGUGACCCUGGAUUCAGGCGGCGCUACGCCUGCACAUCCCACACACAGGGUCUGAGCCCAGGAUGUCAUGACGUCUACGCCGCCAACAUCGACUGUCAGUGGAUCGACAUCACUGAUGUUCCUCCAGGAAACUAUAUCCUGAAGGUUACUGUCAAUCCCAAUUUCCACGUCCUGGAGUCGGACUUCACCAACAACGUAGUGAGAUGUGAUAUCACGUACACAGGAAUUUAUGUUCAGACGCGGAACUGCAGAGUAGCAAGGUAA
Messenger RNA from Limanda limanda (common dab), 1443 nucleotides. RefSeq names its product lysyl oxidase-like 5b (gene loxl5b). The record is from RefSeq and is a predicted model, not a curated record. The coding region runs from base 19 to 1443 and encodes 474 amino acids. Gene Ontology annotation, biological process: peptidyl-lysine oxidation. NCBI's taxonomy places the organism in Eukaryota, Metazoa, Chordata, Actinopteri, Pleuronectiformes, Pleuronectidae. Gene Ontology annotation, molecular function: copper ion binding; protein-lysine 6-oxidase activity. The transcript has 6 exons.